Molecule: messenger RNA, 1494 nt
Organism: Budorcas taxicolor (takin)
Lineage: Eukaryota; Metazoa; Chordata; Mammalia; Artiodactyla; Bovidae
Gene: KCNK5
Product: potassium two pore domain channel subfamily K member 5
Exons: 5
Coding region: 1-1494 (497 amino acids)
Biological process (GO): stabilization of membrane potential; potassium ion transmembrane transport
Cellular component (GO): membrane
Molecular function (GO): potassium ion leak channel activity
Source: RefSeq, a predicted model, not a curated record
AUGGUUGACCGGGGCCCUCUGCUUACCUCGGCCAUUAUCUUCUACCUGGCCAUCGGGGCGGCGAUCUUCGAGGUGCUAGAGGAGCCGUAUUGGAAAGAGGCCAAGACAAGCUAUUAUACCCAGAAAGUGCAUCUGCUCAAGGAGUUCCCGUGCCUGGGCAAGGAUGGUCUGGACAAGAUCCUGCAGAUAGUAUCUGAUGCUGCAGGACAGGGCGUGGCCAUCACAGGGAACCAGACCUUCAACAACUGGAACUGGCCCAACGCGAUGAUUUUUGCAGCCACAGUCAUCACCACCAUCGGUUACGGCAACGUGGCCCCCAAGACCCCCGCCGGGCGCCUCUUCUGUGUCUUCUACGGCCUCUUUGGGGUGCCGCUCUGUCUGACGUGGAUCAGUGCCCUGGGCAAGUUCUUCGGGGGACGCGCCAAGAGGUUGGGCCAGUUCCUCACCAAGAGAGGCGUGAGCCUGCGCAAGGCGCAGAUCACGUGCACAGCCAUCUUCAUCCUGUGGGGAGUGUUGGUCCACCUGGUGAUCCCGCCCUUCGUGUUCAUGGUGACGGAGGAGUGGGACUACAUCGAGGGCCUCUACUACUCCUUCAUCACCAUCUCCACCAUCGGCUUCGGCGACUUCGUGGCCGGUGUGAACCCCAGCGCCAACUACCACGCCCUGUACCGCUACUUCGUGGAGCUCUGGAUAUACCUGGGACUGGCCUGGCUGUCGUUGUUUGUCAACUGGAAGGUGAGCAUGUUCGUGGAGGUGCACAAGGCCAUUAAGAAGCGGCGCCGGCGGCGGAAAGAGUCCUUCGAGAGCUCCCCACACUCCAGGAAGGCCCUGCGGGUGGCGAGCGGUGCGGCGUCCAAGGACGUCAACAUCUUCAGCUUCCUGUCCAAGAAGGAGGAGACGUACAACGACCUCAUCAAGCAGAUCGGGAAGAAGGCCAUGAAAACCGGCGGUGGUGGGGAGCGGGGCCCGGGGCCGGGGCCCCCCAGGGGUGGGCUGCCAGCCCUGCCCGCCUCCCUGACUCCCCUGGUGGUCUACUCCAAGAGCCAAGCGUCCAGCUUGGAAGAGGUGUCCCAGACACUGCGGAGCAAAGGACACGUGUCGCGGCCCAGUGGAGAGGAGGCCAGGGCUGGAUCCCCCGAGGAGGGCUCCCCCACCUCCGAGGUGUUCAUUAACCAGCUGGACCGCAUCAGCGAGGAGGGCGAGCCAUGGGAUGCCCAGGACUACCACCCACUGAUCUUCCAGAACGCCGACAUCACUUUUGUGAACGAGGAGGCUGGCCUGUUGGACGAGGACACCUCCAAGUCCUCGCUGGAGGACAACCUGGCCGCCGAGGAGAGGCCCCAGGAGGGGGCCACAGCCGAGGCACCCCUGAACCUGGGCGAGUUCCCCUCCUCUGACGAGUCCACCUUCACCAGCACAGAGUCGGAGCUCUCCGUGCCUUACGAGCAGCUGAUGAACGAAUACAAUAAGGCAAAGUGCCCCCAAGGCACGUGA